This is a messenger RNA of Closterium sp. Yama58-4, 300 nucleotides long. Lineage: Eukaryota; Viridiplantae; Streptophyta; Zygnematophyceae; Desmidiales; Closteriaceae. The record is from the annotation of a GenBank genome assembly.
AUGAAGUUUCACACGGCGCCUUCCCUCUUCGUCGCGCCUCCCCCUCCUCACGUUCCCGGCGGUAGCGCGCCGAUUUCUGCUCGUAGCGCGCUUAGACCCCACCCCCCCCCCCCCCCCCCCCCCCCCCCACCUCCCCGCCCCCUCCCGUCUCCUCGUACGUACUUGUGGCACGGCCUUCCCACAAGUCCGCCCCUUCACCAUCCUCCUCCCCUCCUCUCUUCCUCUCAAUCCCCUUCCACUCUUUCACCCCCCUUUUCCUCCACCUCUUUUCUCUCCUCAUCUGCUACAGCUGGUGGCUGA